This is a messenger RNA of Ogataea philodendri, 1296 nucleotides long. RefSeq lists its product as uncharacterized. The transcript has a single exon. Gene Ontology annotation, cellular component: endoplasmic reticulum membrane. The record is from RefSeq and is a predicted model, not a curated record. Gene Ontology annotation, molecular function: phosphatidate cytidylyltransferase activity. NCBI's taxonomy places the organism in Eukaryota, Fungi, Ascomycota, Pichiomycetes, Pichiales, Pichiaceae. The coding region runs from base 1 to 1296 and encodes 431 amino acids.
AUGUCCAAGUCGAAAACCCCCAAGGAAAAAACCGAGUCGCCGCCUCCAGUCGCUGCUGACACGACACAAAAGCCGGGACCGGUGGUCAAUGAGAAGGAGCGCAAGAAACAGGCGUUUGUGGUCCGGACCAUCUGGACUCUUGUUAUGAUCUUUGGUAUGUUUUUCAUAAUUUGUGCAGGCCACUUCUGGACCAUCAUGUUUGUGUUGAUGCUCCAGGUCCUAGUUUUCAAAGAGUGCAUCUCGAUAACUUCCGAAAGAGCCAAGAACGAAGACCUCAAGUACACAGGAUACCUCAAUUGGUACUUGCUCAUCACCACCAUCGCAUACCUCGAAGGCAAAUCCUUGAUUACUUACACAAUCAACUUCUUGAUCGACUCCAAUUACCCAACAGCAUUGGCAAUGAAGUUCAUUAUCCACCAGAAAUUCAUCUCGUACUGCUCGUACGUGCUGGCCUUUGUUUUCUUCGUGUCUACGUUGAAGAAAGGUUCUUUAAAAUUCCAAUUUGCACAGCUUUGCAUCACACACAUGAUUCUGCUGCUGGUGAUCUUCCAAGGCCACUGCAUCGUCAACAACAUCCUCCACGGUAUGAUCUGGUUCCUGUUACCUGUCGGGCUUGUUAUUACAAACGAUAUUUUUGCAUACAUCUGCGGAAUCACGUUUGGUAAAACCCAGCUCAUCUCUAUCUCACCCAAGAAAACCGUCGAAGGAUUUGUUGGCGCAUGGAUCUGCACCACCUUCGCGUCCAUCGUGCUCACCUACUACCUUUGCAACUUCAACUACUUCAUCUGCCCUAUCGAAAACUACAACGACUUGCAAGUCAACUGUCUCACAGGAGUCUCCUGCGAGCCUAACCCAGUGUUUAUCCACCAAUUAUACAAGAUUCCAGCAGAUCUCGCAAGACUGAUUGAUAGAGAAUACAUCCAAUUGAAGCCAAUCUACCUCCAUGCCAUGAUCCUUUCUCUGUUCGCAUCCCUUAUUGCACCUUUCGGAGGAUUCUUUGCAUCUGGCCUCAAGAGAGCUUUCAAGGUCAAAGAUUUCGGAGACACCAUCCCAGGACACGGAGGUGUUACCGAUAGAAUGGACUGCCAAUUCCUUAUGGGUUCCUUUUCCUACUUGUACUACGAGACUUUCAUCUCCACCCACCAUCUCAACAUUGGCAAUCUUUUGCAAACCAUUGUCAUCAACUUAUCUGGCCCUGAUAUCCUCAUUCUUGUUAAGAGCUUGCACACCUACCUGUACAAGAUCGGAAUCAUCUCCGAAGACGUUUACGUUCAACUGGUCAAUUUACUAAGUUAG